AUGGAUUCUGGCCAUCAACCGGAGGCACAACGUCAUUACUCGGAGCAGUCGACUUACCAAACCACCACAGUCGCCUCCAACAUGUCUGAAUCCAACUACAACAAUGUCGUGGAAUUCAAUGAAUCCAACAAUGAAUCCCGCCAUGAAGAAUCCACCCAGCAUGAAGUUGCCGAGCCCGCUGCCUCGAGCGCAUCAUCUACCCUAUCUUCACAUGGAAGCGACAGUGGUCGCUGGGGUGAGCAGGCCGGCGAACCAGUCUCCCGCAGCGGCGCAAUGGAAGAUCUGGAAGAGAUGCGUCGCGAAUUGACCCGUCUCAGUCUGCACCGUACCCGCUCAGCUACCUCCAAGAGUGUGCAUCGCCUCAAAUCCAAGGCAAGCCAGCGCUACGAUGAAGAGAAAGGUCUCGACGAAGAAGACGAAGAACAAGGUUUCGAUCUUGGUGAUUUCCUGGUCAGUGGACACCUGGAGCGCCGCACUACUGCUGGCGAACCCGCCAAGAAAGUUGGUGUGGUGUUCAAAAACCUUACCGUGAUGGGUGUGCAGACGGGCGCAUCGUUUGUGCGCACCCUACCCCAUGCUGUGGUGGGUACCUUCGGUCCCGAUCUCUACAAUGUGAUCUGUCGCUUCGUGCCCCAGCUGCAAUUCGGCAAGAAGCCUCCUGUUCGGGAGUUGAUCCGCGAUUUUAGCGGUUCGGUUCGUGAGGGUGAGAUGAUGCUCGUCCUGGGUCGUCCUGGUGCAGGAUGUACCACUUUUCUGAAAGCUAUUGCCAAUGAUCGCCAGGCCUUUGCUGGGGUUAAAGGCGAGGUUAGCUACGGUGGUCUCUCUGCUGAGGACCAAAAUCGUUAUUUCCGUGGCGAGGUCAACUAUAAUCCCGAGGAUGACCAGCACUUCCCGUCCCUGACGGUCUGGCAGACCUUGAAAUUUUCGCUGAUGAACAAGACUCGCAAGCAUGAUCGCGAGAGCAUUCCUAUUAUCAUUGACGCACUGCUAAAGAUGUUCGGUAUCAGCCACACCAAGAACACUCUCGUUGGUAACGAGUAUGUGCGUGGUGUGUCUGGUGGUGAGAGGAAGCGAGUCAGUAUCGCCGAGACCCUUGCUACCAAGUCCACUGUGGUCUGUUGGGAUAACUCGACACGUGGUCUGGAUGCCAGCACUGCUCUGGACUACGCCAAGUCUCUUCGCAUCAUGACCGAUGUUAGCAAGCGCACAACCCUGGUCACCCUAUACCAAGCAGGAGAGAGCAUCUACGAGCUCAUGGAUAAGGUUUUGGUUAUCGAUGAGGGCCGCAUGCUCUACCAAGGCCCUGCCAACCAGGCGCGCCAGUACUUCUUCGACCUUGGAUUUUACUGCUCUGAUCAGAUGACCACUGCCGAUUUUCUCACCUCCGUCUGUGAUGUCAAUGCCCGCGAAUUCCAGCCUGGCCGCGAGGCAUCCACCCCCAAGACCGCUGAGGAACUCGAACGUGUCUUCAAGAGCAGCGAGGCUUACAAGCAAAUUUUGAACAACGUUAGCACCUAUGAGAAGCAGCUCGAGGAGACCCAGCGAGAGGACACCCGUCGCUUUGAGAGCAGUGUUGCUCAGUCCAAGAGUAAGACUGUCUCUAAGAAGUCUCCUUACACUGUUUCUCUGGUUCGCCAGGUCGCUGCCUGUGUGAAGCGCGAGUUCUGGCUCCUGUUCGGUGACAAGACCUCUCUCUACACCAAGUACUUCAUCAUCAUCUCCAACGGUCUUAUUGUUUCUUCUUUGUUCUACGGUGAAGCCAUGGAUACCAGCGGUGCCUUCUCGCGCGGCGGUGCCCUCUUCUUCUCGAUUCUGUUCCUUGGUUGGUUGCAAUUGACUGAACUCAUGCCCGCUGUCUCGGGCCGAGGAAUCGUCGCUCGCCACAAGGAUUACGCCUUCUAUCGCCCCUCUGCUGUCUCGAUCGCCCGUGUCGUCGUGGAUUUCCCUGCCAUUUUCUGCAUGGUCGUUCCGUUUUGUAUCAUCGUCUAUUUCAUGGCAGGCCUGGAUGUGACUGCUUCCCAGUUCUUCAUCUACUUCCUGUUCGUGUAUACCACUACCUUCUGCAUCACCUCGAUGUACCGCAUGUUUGCAGCCCUUUCGCCGAGCAUCGAUGACGCUGUUCGCUUUGCUGGUAUCGCGCUUAACCUGCUGAUUCUCUACGUCGGCUACGUGAUUCCCAAGCAAACGCUGAUUAACAACUCGAUCUGGUUUGGAUGGCUGUUCUACGUGAACCCCAUUUCCUACAGUUAUGAGGCAGUCUUGACUAAUGAGUUUUCUGGUCGAACGAUGGAGUGUGCUGCCUCGCAGCUUGUUCCAUCUGGACCGGGAGCCGUUACAGGACACCAAGGUUGUGCUCUGACUGGAUCCUCCGUCGAUCAGACUUCUGUUCCGGGAACCCAGUACUUGACAGCGAACUUUGAGUUUACCCGUUCCCAUCUCUGGCGCAACUUUGGUGUUGUCAUUGCCUUUACCGUUCUCUACAUCCUGGUCACAAUCUGGGCUGCCGAGUUCCUCUCCUUUGUUGGCGGUGGUGGCGGUGCCCUGAUCUUCAAGAAGUCUAAGCGCUCUAAGCAGAUCGCUGCGAAGACCGACUCGGGCAAUGACGAAGAGAAGGUGGGCAAGCCCAGUGAUGAUGCUGCCCUGGCCCGUGGCGAAGCUUCAUCAGCUCCAUCUGGUGAUGGUUUCAAAAAGCUGUCCUCCAGCGAGCGCUGUUUCACCUGGUCAGAUGUCGAAUACACAGUACCAUAUGGAAAUGGGACCCGCAAGCUUCUCAACAAGGUCAACGGAUACGCCAAGCCUGGUGUCAUGAUCGCCCUGAUGGGUGCCUCUGGUGCUGGAAAGACUACUCUGCUGAACACCCUCGCCCAACGCCAGAAGACAGGUGUUAUCAGGGGUGAUAUGCUUGUUGACGGUCACCCACUUGGCGCUGACUUCCAACGUGGUACUGGAUUCUGUGAGCAGAUGGAUCUGCAUGAUAACACCUCCACCAUUCGCGAAGCAUUUGAGUUCUCCGCCAUUCUCCGCCAGGAGCGCACUAUCCCGCGCGAGGAGAAGAUCGACUAUGUUAACCGUAUUAUUGACCUUUUGGAAUUGGAAGACAUUCAAGAUGCGAUCAUCGGUUCCCUGAAUGUUGAACAGAAGAAGCGUGUCACCAUCGGUGUGGAACUUGCUGCGAAGCCCAGUCUUCUUCUGUUCCUGGAUGAACCCACUUCGGGUCUUGACAGCCAGGCUGCCUUCUCCAUUGUCCGUUUCUUGAAGAAGCUGUCCCAGGCCGGUCAGGCUAUCGUCUGCACCAUCCACCAACCUUCUUCCAUGCUGGUUCAGCAAUUCGACAUGAUUCUCGCCCUCAACCCCGGUGGUAAUACUUUCUACUUCGGACCCGUUGGCAAAGAGGGCGCUGCAGUGAUCAAGUACUUCGCCGCCCGUGGAUUCGUUUGUCCUCCCACAAAGAACGUCGCCGAGUUCAUCCUCGAAACCGCCGCCAAGGCAACCGAGAAAAAUGGCAAAAAAAUCGACUGGAACGAGGAAUGGCGCAACUCCGAUGAAAACCGCGCGGUUCUCGACGAGAUCCACCGCAUCAGAACCGAGCGCAGUAAGCUCCCCGUCGACGACUCUGGCAGCACACACUACGAAUUCGCCGCCCCGACCAUGGUCCAGACCGAGCUUCUCACCAAGCGUCUCUUCCUAAACUACUGGCGUGACCCAUCAUACUACUACGGCAAACUCUUCGUCAGCGUCAUCAUCGGUAUCUUCAAUGGUUUCACCUUCUACAUGCUCCCCAAUACUGUCGCAAGCAUGCAAGAUCGCAUGUUCUCCUGCUUCCUUAUCAUCCUAAUCCCUCCAAUUGUCAUGAACUCCGUCGUUCCCAAAUUUUACAUCAACCGCGCCCUCUGGGAAGCCCGCGAAUACCCUUCCCGCAUCUACGGCUGGGUAGCUUUCUGCACCGCCAACGUCGUCGGUGAGAUCCCCGCCGCAAUCGUCACCGGACUCGUCUACUGGCUCCUCUGGUACUACCCCGUCGGUCUCCCCACCGACUCCUCAAGCGCAGGCUACGUCUUCCUGAUGUCAAUGCUCUUCUUCCUCUUCCAAGCCUCAUGGGGCCAGUGGAUCUGCGCCUUCGCUCCAUCCUUCACUGUCAUCUCGAACGUCCUCCCCUUCUUCUUCGUCAUGGUCAACCUCUUCAACGGUAUCGUCCGCCCCUACGCUGAUUACCCCGUUUUCUGGAAAUACUGGAUGUACUACGUCAACCCUGUAACAUGGUGGCUUCGCGGUGUUCUCUCUGCCAUCUUGCCCCCUGUGAAAAUUACCUGCGCAGAAGGCGAGACGACAAAGUUCACCCCUCCAUCCGGUAUGACAUGUGGCGAGUAUGCAGGCGACUAUGUUAAGAAUAUCGCCGGAAGUGGAUACCUACUUGACACUUCCUCCACUUCUGAAUGCCAGUACUGUGCCUACAGCAAUGGGUCCGAGUACAUGCAACAGCUGAACGUGCACGAUGGAGAUAAGUGGCGCUGCUUCGGCAUCUUCUUGGCCUUUGUCAUUAUCAACUGGUUCCUGGUUUACUUCUUCAUUUACACUGUUCGUGUACGUGGCUGGACCUUUGGAUUUGGCUAUGUGUUUGGUUUGGGUGGAAUGUUGGUUGAGGGCGUGAAGCGCCUCUUCCAGCCGAAAAAGAAGGAGAUUCAGCAGUGA
Molecule: messenger RNA, 4689 nt
Organism: Penicillium odoratum
Lineage: Eukaryota; Fungi; Ascomycota; Eurotiomycetes; Eurotiales; Aspergillaceae
Gene: atrF
Product: ABC drug exporter AtrF
Exons: 1
Coding region: 1-4689 (1562 amino acids)
Biological process (GO): transmembrane transport
Cellular component (GO): membrane
Molecular function (GO): ABC-type transporter activity; ATP hydrolysis activity; ATP binding
Source: RefSeq, a predicted model, not a curated record